AUGUUCUACCACACCUAUAUCCUGCUCAAACACGUCCUCAGCCCCGCGCUGCCGUACCCCAAGAUGCGGCAGCACGGCGACUGUUCGACGUCGCAUUACUGUCCGACCGACGGCAAACUCUGCGCCAUGCACCCGUACAUCAACCUCUGCAACGCCGUCAACUACUUCUGCCACCGCUGCGCGCGCGUCUGCCAGGGGGACUGA
Cutaneotrichosporon cavernicola is the source of this 204-nucleotide messenger RNA. RefSeq lists its product as uncharacterized. The transcript is spliced from 2 exons. The coding region runs from base 1 to 204 and encodes 67 amino acids. NCBI's taxonomy places the organism in Eukaryota, Fungi, Basidiomycota, Tremellomycetes, Trichosporonales, Trichosporonaceae. The record is from RefSeq and is a predicted model, not a curated record.